UACCGAAGCAGUCCUUUAUGGUAGUCCAAAAAAGUUACGCUUAAAGAAAGCUCUACAUCAGAGUAUAGUAAAUCAAUAAUUUCUAUAUGUAAAUAUUGAAUAAAAAUGAGUGAAAACAUCAAGGCUGUCGUUCGUUGUCGGCCAAUGAAUCGAAAUGAAAUUGAAAGUAAAUUUGAAAACAUUGUGGAUAUUAAAGACUACUCGGUUUCGGUGCUAAAUCCAUUGGCACGUCUUGCUCAAAAAAAAGUAUUCACAUUUGAUAGUGUUUAUAAUAUGAAUUCAAAAACGGAAGCCAUUUAUAAUGAAAUGUGCUAUUCACUAGUGGAGAGUACUAUUGAAGGAUAUAACGGAACGAUUUUUGCAUAUGGCCAGACAGGUUGUGGCAAAACACACACAAUGCAGGGUACUGGAAAUAUGGAGAAUACAAUGAGGGAUGGAAUCAUACCAAAAUGUUUUGAUCAUAUAUUUGAAGCAAUAUCCAUGGCAACCAAUGUUAGAUACUUGGCGUUUGUAAGUUAUUUCGAAAUUUACAACGAGAAUAUUCGUGACUUGCUUGUGACGGCAAGCGAUGGUUGUGUGGUUAAUCAUCCGCUUAAAGAUAUACCGGGCAUCGGAGUUACAGUACCAACAUUAAGUUCCCAGCCUGUUAUUAAUGCAAUGCAAUGCUAUCGCUGGUUAAAUGUAGGCAACCAAAAUUGCAUAACGGCAGCGACAUUAAUGAAUGAAAAUAGCUCACGAUCACAUACAAUAUUUACCAUUACUUUGGAGCAAUCACACAAUUUUACUAAAAAUAUUACAUCAGAAGAUGCAGAUCUUGAUCCUGAGAUCCUGCGAGCAGGAAUACGGCGAGGAAAAUUAAAUCUGGUGGACUUGGCCGGUUCGGAAAGGCAGGGCAAGACGGGAGCUCAGGGAGAACGCCUUAGAGAAGCAACUAAAAUUAAUUUAUCACUUUCGGCUUUAGGAAAUGUUAUAUCAUCGUUGGUUAAUGGAAAAACCAAAUAUGUGCCAUUUAGGGAUUCGAAACUUACACGUCUUCUACAGGAUUCCUUGGGAGGAAAUACAAAAACCCUUAUGAUAUCAUGCAUCUCUCCAUCAAGCAUAAAUUAUGAUGAAACAAUAACGACACUGCGCUAUGCGAGUAGAGCUAAGAAAAUUGCAAAUAAACCGACAAUUAACGAAGAUCCCAAAGAUGCCAAGAUACGACAGUAUCAAAAUGAAAUACUAUAUUUAAAAAAAAAGCUGGAAGAAAAGCAACAAAAUAUUGAUAACAGAACUGAUGAGAAGUUAGGUAUAAGGAUUUCAAAUAAUGCUAAGAAAGACCAAGAAGCCGCUGAAACUACCAUUGCUGAAGCGAUGAACUUAAAGUCAAUCUUACUUGAUCAAUCAAAAGAAGAGGAGAUACAAUUUCAAGCACAAAAUCGCAUUGAUCUUAUUAAACGAAGUUUAAUUGGAGGUGAGCGUGUUGGUGAUUUAAAACUUAAGGAACAGCAUAAAGCCCGUAGAAUUGCUGCUCAACGUCAUUUAAAUGCAGUGGCAAAUGCCCUAAACCGUGUGAAUUAUGAGGAUCGCGACCUUUUACAAGGUCAUUAUGCUAAUAUUGCCCAAGAGAUAAAUAUUAAAAAUGAAUACAUUCAAAAUUUACAACAAAAAAUUAAAAUGCUUGAAAUGGAAGUUUCGGAUUUGAAUUCAGAGUUUCAGCUUGAUCGUGAGGAUUAUUUGGAUGAAAUAAGAAAUCUUGGACGUUGCAUUAAGUUUUACCAACAAUUAGUUUACAAAUUUGGUUCAAUUUUACGUAAAAAUUAUAAAAACUGGUCUCCGGAUAUUGUAAUGGAGCAUUCAACAUGGAAUGAUGACCUGAAAACUUGGAAAAUUCCUGACAACUGUUUGUUAAAACUUCCACCGACUAAUAUUAAUUCCGAUAAUCAUCGAAUAUAUAGUUCGGCAGGAAUUAAGAACAGUUCAACAAACUUCAAGAAUGAUGAAAAGAUGAUUUUUGAACAUGAUAACCUUAACCUAUCAAAAGAAAAGUAUAACGUCGAUGUUCUCAAAAACUACUUUCGCACAUCUCGUCCAAACAAUAAUAAGGAACAAUUCCGAAAAAAUCCCAACUGCAUCAAAUCAAAUAUUAAACAACAUAAUGGUCUUAUGAUACUGUAAUGCCGCAAAAUUACCCAGCGGUAGGCCACUGUCUAUUGUUGGAUCUGCGACACUAUCACCCACCCUAGCUGUGCCGAUCUUGGGCAGGCCAACUCA
Molecule: messenger RNA, 2253 nt
Organism: Drosophila kikkawai
Lineage: Eukaryota; Metazoa; Arthropoda; Insecta; Diptera; Drosophilidae
Source: RefSeq, a predicted model, not a curated record